AUGGACGACAAGAUUCAGGAUCCUCUGGUCCGCGCGCUGGCUGAGUACAUCAAGAUGCCACAGUUCCAGCGCCAGUUCGAGCAGUUCUUCCUGGAUCACGCGCUCACGUUCACGGACGACUUGGAGCACCAGCUCGCCUACAUGACCAUCUACAUCGAGUUCCAGCACAUGUUCAACGAGCACAUGACGGCCUUCCUGACGCAGCAGGGAGUAUCAGAGGACGAGUUUGCGGAGCAUUAUCAGAAGGCGAUGAAGGCAGACCCGAAAGCGGAGCAAUACCUCGAGAUCGUGAUCGCGUCAAUGGACUACGACGCCUUCUACAGUCUCAUGAAGUCGAUGCGGGCGCGGGCGUCGGUCGAGAACCACCGGGCGGACGCAAAAGACUGCGAUACCAGGGCCUGCGGAAAGCGCGAGAGCUCGGAAGGGAAACUUAGCAAGGACGAACAAGGCCCCGAGGAUGUCGAGGACGAGGGCUUAGCCAAAGGAGCGAAGGCUGUUGCUGCCAACAACGACGAUAAGGAACUGGAUAGCAAAGAUAGCAAGUAG
Phytophthora sojae is the source of this 546-nucleotide messenger RNA. RefSeq lists its product as hypothetical. The record is from RefSeq and is a predicted model, not a curated record. The coding region runs from base 1 to 546 and encodes 181 amino acids. The transcript has 2 exons. Lineage: Eukaryota; Oomycota; Peronosporomycetes; Peronosporales; Peronosporaceae. Gene Ontology annotation, cellular component: ciliary base; axoneme.